AUGAGUGAUAUUAGUGAUUAGGAACCAGAAAACUCAGAAAUUGAUGAUAAUUCACGCAGUCAUUCAAGUGGUGGAAAUGAAAUUGAACCAGAGGAUUCUGUUAUUGAUACAAGUGAUUAAGAUUCAGCAGGUAUAUGUGGAGGAAUACAUUUAAUUUAGAAAAAAAUUCUGUGACAUCAGAAUCUGAUUCAGAUGAGGAUUAAUAGAUUUUAAGAUCAGGAGCACAAAUGUCUCAAAGCAAAGGAAGAAAAGUAAAUAAAAAUGAAAGAAUUACACCACCAUUUUUAACUAAAUAUGAAAGAGCUAGAGUAAUUGGUACAAGAGCACUUCAGAUUAGUAAAAAUAGUCCUAUUUAUGUUGAUCCAAGUAUAAAAAUGAUGGAAAUAUUAAAUAGAGGAAACAACAGAUCCUAUUUUAGUUGCUUAACAAGAACUUAAUGAAAAUAAAAUUCCAUUUAUAAUUCGAAGAUAUUUACCAAAUGGAAAUUUUGAGGAUUGGGAAUUAUAGGAAUUAGAGCGUCUAGAUUGAU
Paramecium pentaurelia is the source of this 529-nucleotide messenger RNA. Lineage: Eukaryota; Ciliophora; Oligohymenophorea; Peniculida; Parameciidae. The record is from the annotation of a GenBank genome assembly.